AUUUUGUCAUAGAUCAAGAAGCAGUUUCAUCAGUCUCUCAUUGUGGGAAGACGAUUUCCUAUAUGCAGAGUAAGAAUAAAGGGUUCUGUAGUUGAGGUAUCCAGUUUUGAUACAGUGGCGCAGAAUACCAAAAGAAAAGACAAUGUUCUUUUAUCUCAACUGCCUAGAGGCUGUGAUAAAAAAGACUUCAUCCGCUGGAAGAACAGCAUGCACAGGGACUUCACAAUUAAUAGUUUAUUCUUUGAUCCCUUUUCGAAUAAAAUCUAUGACUACACCAAUGGGAUGGCAGACAUAAAGUCUUUAAAGCUCCAGACACUAGUACCUGCUCAUUUUUCAUUCAAAGAGGACUGUGCAAGGAUUCUGCGAGGCUUAAGGAUUGCAGCUCGUCUGGGUUUGUCACUCUCGAAGGAUAUUGAGUCUGCAAUACAUGAUCUUUCAUCUUCGAUUGAGAGUUUGGGCCAGUUCAGGAUAAUGAUGGAGUUGAACUAUAUGCUUUCUUAUGGAGCUGCUGCACCUUCUAUCAAUUUGCUUCGAAGAUUCAACUUACUUGGGACUUUUCUUCCAAUUCAUGCAGCUUACCUCGAACAACAAGCUGGUAAUACAUCUGUUGUCAGUUCCACCAUGCUGAUGAAAUUAUUCUUCAAUAUGGAUCAGUUGGUUUCUUGUGACCAACCUGCUGAUUGCAGACUAUGGUGAGGCAAUGAUUUUUUUCCCAAAUUUUAAUUCAGUUGCAUAAUUGAAAGUGGAUCUGACUUUUGUGAAUCCACCCCUCCCCCGUCUGCAUUUUGUGUUUUAAGAGCCCUAGUAUACGGGGGGGUUUAAGAGAAGUCCCAGUGAGAUUGGAAGCUGCAGGCACUGGGAAAACCACCAACUUCAGCUUCUGCUUCUGGAUAUCUUGGCUUCUUCUAAUAAGCAUUUAGGCUAGUCAAUGUGCUAAUGGAAUUCAUUUUAGAAUUCCUCCUAGCAUAAAGUUUUCCUUAUCUUAAAUUAGGAUGUUGGUUUUGGAUUAUUUCCUAAAUUAUAUUUACUUGAUUAUUUCCUAAAUCACAGGAACAAUGUGUCUUAUAAAUACCUAUUCUACUAACGUAUAAAGCAUCUAACAAUUGUUGCUAGUUCUAGAGAAUUUUGUAAGAGAUUAUAGACUUCUCUAUCACGAACCUAGUUAUAUGCCACCAAGGCCACUCAUCCAACAAGUAAACCUUCAUGUUUUGCUGGAGGAUUUUUCCUUGAAUAGACCUGUGACCUGAUCCCCAGUUAGAGAACCUAAGAUACUUCUCCACAAAGAUAUUUUAAAUGACCAAUCAAUUGUAGUUUCCCCCUUAAACAGGACUGGAAUUUUUUUUUUUUAUCUGAAAUAAAAAAGAGAAAUGCAUUAAAAAGAGAUGCACCAAGGGGGUACGAUGCAUGUACAAAAAAUGACUUUACAUUUCAAUGAGCAUAUCUACAAUUACUCCAAUGUUUUUAAGAGUGUGUAAGUUAUGUUCCAAAAAAGAUGAGUCAAAAGAAUGCAGCUAUCUAUCUUUAAUAUUUAAAAAAUGUGUCUUCCCUUUCCUCAAACGCCCUGUUAUUUCUUUCCAAAGAGCCCAAAAGAUUGUUAAUGAGAUAAGACGUGCAGCUUGGUUGUUCUGCGCCAAGGCCCUCCCAAUAGAACCAGCAAUUACCCAAUUAAUACCCAUCAAGCUGUAGACAAAUGAUCAUAAUUUGACUGAGAAGAGGCACCAAAGUAAAAUGUGAUUGCAGCUCUUGGCAUCACUUUUACAGAGAAAACAUCUAUUGACCAUGAUUCUUCCUCUCAUCACAUUAUCAAUAGUUAAUAUGCACUUCAAGCAAAAUAAGCGAUCCAAGGUGGGGCAUUAGCCUUCCAUAUGAUUAUGAAGGGGAAAGUGGUGCUGUUCAGGCCAUUUCCAAAGGUGAGAUACACGUAAAGAGAACUGACAGUAAAUCUGCCAUUUCCAUCUGAUUGUAUCUUCCUUAUCCAUCAAGUGGACAUUCACAUCCUUUGCGAGAAAUUCUCGUAUUCAGCCAACCACUCAUUAAGAUGUUUGCUAACAACCACUGAACAAUGGCCAGAUUACAAAAGGCUUCACAUACAGGAAUUUUUUUUUUCCGAGCAAUAGCAAAUAAAUUUAUUGAAUCUGGUUUUCAGGGUUGUUUCACUGCGCCAAGUAUCUUGCCAGAAAUUAAUUCUAUCCCUGCCUCUGACUUCCCAAUAAGUAUUAACACUCAAGGCAUUGAAAAUAUUCAUGAUGCUCUUCCAAACACUGAUACCAUGAGGUCUGCUGGGCAGUUUGAGGCAACCCUCAUUGUCUCUUCUCAUCCAUUUAAGAUUAAUGAUUCUCUUCCACAAACUGUCAUCCUCACUGAAGAAUCUCCAGAUCCAUUUCUCUUGAAGAGGUUUGUUCAUUUUGAUGAUUGAUCUAAUCCCAAGUCCACCCAUUUGCAUCGAAAGCUUUACCUCAUCCCAGUUCACAAGAUGAAACUUUCUUUUAUUCUCGAUAUCACCCACAAAAAUCUGUUCUAAACAGAUUCUAUUUACCUUGCCACCUGAGCAGGAAUGGUGAGUACGGAUAAGUAGUAAAUUGGGAGGUUGGAGAGUGUACUCUUAACCAGUGUCAAUCUGCCCCCUUAGAAAGGAAAUCCCUCUUCCAGCUGGCAAGCCUUCUGUCAAAAAGAUUAAUAAUUGGCUCCCACGCUUUGCUGUCUUUAAAUUUUUGGCCCAACGAAAACCAAGAUAUUUGAUAGGAAGACUUUUAGCAUGGCAGCCCAGAACCUUAACAAGACAAUUCACCGUUUCUCCCGUUUCAAAUGCCAACCAUUUCUGAUUUUAGGAGAUUAAUUUUGAGACCUGAUGCAGUCUGGAAACAGAGGAGAACGCAUCUCAGAUUGAGAAGGUACUUGGUUUUUGGCUUUUAGAAAAUUAGGGAAUCGUCGGCAAAAAAGAGAUGUAUGAUUUCAAUUUUCUCAUUCCCACAUCCAAGAGAUGUACCUUCAAUAAGUUUCAAAUCAGUAGCUCUUGACAAAAGCUUACUAAGGACUUGCAUAACAAUAAUAAAGAGAAGUUUGAUUAGUCGCCAAAGAGGAAAUCCAAGUUUUAUAAAAGAAUGAGACUUGAGAAAUAACAUAAUUACCACCUGAGAAAUACCCAGGCAAACUAUAAAUAGAUGUUCAUAACACUAAUAGUAGUAUCAACAGGUUCAAAGCUUGAUUAGUCGUUAAAAACUUCACUCAAUUUUGUGGGAUUGAUUAUUGGGAGAUAUUUAUGCCAGUAGCGAAGUUAAACAUAGUCCGGAUACUAAUAUGCCUAUAUACCAAUUUGGAUUGAUCACUAUUUCUUAAUGGAGGACUGGAGGAAGGCAUCUAACAAAAAGGUUUGUAGAUUCAAAAAGUUCCUAUAUGGUCUCAAACAAUCUCCAAGAGUAUGGUUUGUCAAAUUCACUAAGGUAAUCAAUAGGUUUAGAAAUAAUCAAUACCAAACAAAUCAUACUAUGUUUGUCACGUAUGAUCCUUCAGAAGAAAAAAAAAAGUAAUCCUCAUCGUACAUGUAGAUGAUAAAUAUUUUUUAUUUAUAAGAGAUACUCAGACUAGAAAAUGUUUUAACUAAAGAAUUUGAUAUUAAAGAAUUAGAAAAUAUCAAAUAUUUCUCGAAAAUAAAAAUUG
Molecule: messenger RNA, 3657 nt
Organism: Carica papaya (papaya)
Lineage: Eukaryota; Viridiplantae; Streptophyta; Magnoliopsida; Brassicales; Caricaceae
Source: RefSeq, a predicted model, not a curated record